Molecule: messenger RNA, 2875 nt
Organism: Gadus macrocephalus (Pacific cod)
Lineage: Eukaryota; Metazoa; Chordata; Actinopteri; Gadiformes; Gadidae
Exons: 2
Coding region: 508-1428 (306 amino acids)
Source: RefSeq, a predicted model, not a curated record
CAAUUACAGUUUUUUUCAGUCGCUAACAAGCGUUUUUCUAAACAGUAGUCACAUUUUCAAAACUCUAAACACGAUUAACACAACAUCGGUCCUUUGUGGCCAUACCAUUCACACAUUUCAUGUUGUUUUCACACAAUAUGCAGUCAGUGAACACAUUUAUAUAAUGCUUACAUUUUCUUAACAGACAAGCUAUACCUCCAAACAAAAUUAUGGAUUGUUUUUGUAUUAUUUACAAAUGUUAACACACAACAUCCCACAAUUGCAAACACAAUAUUCCAAACCUUAGAUACAGUAUAAAAACCUCUGCUUCUGUAAUACAGUAAUAUCAGUUCUAAAACAAUAUAUCUCAGCUGAUAAUAAACAAACAAUUGAAUAAUUGACACACAGCUGAUGUAUGUUGGGUAUAUUGGGUCAACCACAGCUGAUUCCACUCUGGCUUAGAAUCAAUGGCAUUACUAAAAGGAGGACUUUGAGGAGUGAUGUUUUUGGAAACAGAAACCGAAAAAGAUGUCUGGACGAGGAAGAGUUAGAGCAAGGGGCCCAGGGAGAAGAGCAGGCCCAGUGAGAGGAGCAGUGAGAGGUGUAGUAGUGAGAGGAGCAGGAGUAGUGAGAGGAGCAGGAGUAGUGAGAGGAGCAGGAGAAGUGAGAGGAGCAGGAGUAGUGAGAGGAGCAGGAGAAGUGAGAGGAGCAGGAGUAUUGAGAGGAGCAGGAGUAGUGAGAGGAGCAGGAGAAGUGAGAGGAGCAGGAGUAGUGAGAGGAGCAGGAGUAGUGAGAGGUGCAGGAGAAGUGAGAGGAGCAGGAGAAGUGAGAGGAGCAGGAGUAGUGAGAGGAGCAGGAGUAGUGAGAGGAGCAGGAGUAGUGAGAGGAGCAGGAGUAGUGAGAGGAGCAGGAGAAGUGAGAGGAGCAGGUCCAGGGAGAAGAGCAGGCCUAAGGAGAGGGCAAGGUAGAGGUAUAAGAAUGCGUGGUGGUGGCAUUCUAAGGGCUACAAGGGCAGUGGUGAGUGAUGGAAUUCGUGCCACUAUCAUUGACCAUGUGAUAAACCACGGUCUUUCACUAAGGGAGGCUGGUGAAAGAGUACAGCCCAAUUUGGGGCGGUCAACGGUUGCGUCAAUUAUACGCAUCUUUCAACAAACCAACAGAAUGCAACGUCUUCCUCCCUCUGGGGGAAGAGGUAAGCUCCUUAAUCAUCAACAAGAGCUUGCCAUAGUAGAUAUGGUUGUUGCAAAUAACGCAAUUAAACUGCAUGAGAUUCAAAGCAGAAUUUUGGAGGACCAAGAGAUAUUUCACAAUAUCAAUAGCAUCAGCCUCGCAACCAUUACGCGGACAUUGUCCAAACACAGAGUGCGGAUGAAACAGCUCUACACUGUUCCCUUUGAGAGGAACAGUGAGCGAGUCAAGGUGCUACGACAACAAUAUGUCGAGGUAUAGUGUGUAUAUUCAAUUCAAUGUACAGUUCUAUAAGCUUUGCACUUUUCAAGUAGGUAACCUACUCAGUAAUAGGUUACAGUACUGUAUGGUAUAUAGUACUAUAAUGGCAUGAUUUACAUACAUUUUGUUUCAGAGAGUUAUGGAAUUGGAGGCCAACCAGGCCCCUCAUGAAUUCGUAUACGUGGAUGAGGCAGGAUUUAAUCUGGCCAAAAGGCGUCGACGUGGAAGAAAUGUCAUUGGAAAAAGGGCCACAGUUGAUGUUCCUGGACAGAGAGGGGCAAAUAUCACUAUGUGUGCGGCAAUUUCAAAUGCAGGAUCACUCCUCCACAAAUGUCAGGUUGGACCUUACAACACCGAGCGCCUCCUUGCUUUUCUCGAUGAUCUCCACCAGCGCCUGGUUCCAGAGCAGGAUCAGGAGGGUGAAAACAGGAGGACCUUCGUUAUCACCUGGGACAACGUGGCCUUCCAUCACUCACAAGCAGUUACAGCAUGGUUUGAGGUCCACCCAAGACUGAUUCGUCUAUUUCUUCCACCCUAUUCACCUUUCCUCAACCCCAUAGAGGAGUUAUUUUCUACAUGGAGGUGGAAAGUCUAUGACCAUCAGCCACGUGACCAGUUGUCCCUCCUUGAAGCCAUGGAUGCUGGCUGCAGGGACAUCACAGUUGAUGAUUGUCAAGGGUGGAUCAGGCAUUCCAAGCGGUUUUAUCCAAGGUGUAUCGCCUUGGAUAACAUCAGAUGCGAUGUGGAUGAAAACUUGUGGCCUAACCCUGAAGAUCGCAGGGAUUAGAUAAAGGAAUUUUGUGCUUUUUUUUAGUUCUCCCUUUUUACUGGGCUUUUUGCUGUUGCUUUUUUGUUCAUGGAUAUUUUGUUAACUUUACAGUAAACAAUACUGUCAAACGUUUUCUGUUGUAUCAUACUGUAAACAGUAUUUCUACUAUACCUCCUGUAGUAAACAGUAAAGAAAAAAAAACUGAUUAGCUUUUUACUGGAAUGCUUUUGAAUGUGAACAUUACAUGUGGAUAUACAGUACAGUUCCCAACCAAAAAAUUUGGCGUAAAAAACAGUGGAUUGCAUGUUUUGCAUGCAAAUACCUGUAAAACUGAAACAUAAAAGUCUAUGCAGUUUUUGUAAUGUCCACAAUAGCCAGUAUUUUGAAACCUGGUGUACUUUGAUUGGCUGCAUGUUCCUUGUGAAGUGAAAACAAGAGUUAUUCUUUGAAAGAAUAAUUUCAUUUUGAGUCAGAUGUCCAGUGUUUUGGUAAAGUUAGUGUGUGCAGAGAAAGAUGUCUUCUAUUUUGAAAUGAAGAGUUAGUAUAUAGUUAACAAAAUGUGCUUUUGAGAAGAAAAUGAUCUAUUUGGCCAAUUGUGUUUUGUAGGUGUAAGUCUGUGUUAAGAGUUUAGAAAAAGUAUUUUAAGUAUAGGUAAGCGCUCGUUAGCGAUGGAAAAAA